UAAACUGUACUUGAUUCUAGCAUGCCACUAUACUUCUUUGAAGUAAUUUGAGCAAAUUUCUCACUGUUUAGUAAUGUAUACAUUGUUUAAGGUACAUUAUAAUUUCACAUUUUGUAGGUGGACUUCAAUAUGUAUGAUCUACUUAUGCUGCCACAAUGUAAAGGCAACAAUCACUGGGUUUUGCUGGUUGCAAGUGUUAUGUCCAGGACUGUAACCAUUUACGACUCGUUGGGUGGUAACAACAAGGCCUUGUUCGAUUUGUUCUGCCAGUUCAUGUGUCAACGAGCGCAAAUUGUGAAAGAUGGCUUGGAAAAAUUCAGUUCAGAGUUCAAAGCGCCACCUUGCAACAAACAGCGCCAUGGAAACAGCUGUGGAGUGUUUGCAUUGAUGACUGCCAAAUGUUUGGUCAUGAAAAAGCAUCCCACAAUGUUGCGACAGGCCCAUGAUUCAUUUUAUCGAGACUAGUCGUGAGACGCAGACUUCUGAUUCAUGGAGUGCGGCAAACAUAUCUGUGCGACUCGAUCAUUUUACUGUAAAGACCCGCACGGCAUUAAAAUGGAUAUUAUCAAUUUGUGUUGUUGCUCGAAAAUAUGUUUUUGUAGCAGGAAGUGCUUUGGGCUCGAUUAAUCUGAGAACUCAACAAAAUAUUAAUAAAAUCCUUCUGUGCCUUUUAGUUCUGAAAACAGAAGUAGCCAGUUGGUAUUACACAUCUCCUAAACAAGUACAGCACAAUAAAACUUAAGGUUUUAUAAUCCUUAAUUUUUAUAACAUCUUUAUAUCCACACAAAAAUAUUGAUGAUUGUGGUGCUCAGAUUGCAAAACCACCUGUUUGGCAAAAAUAAUGCAGAUGGUUAGAUUAUGAUAAGUGCAAGAAAAAAAGAAUAACUCUGGAGAUAAUAAUUGAUAUGAUAAUCAUUGCUUGACAGAAUCACA
Dreissena polymorpha is the source of this 933-nucleotide messenger RNA. RefSeq names its product sentrin-specific protease 1-like. The coding region runs from base 130 to 465 and encodes 111 amino acids. Gene Ontology annotation, biological process: proteolysis. The record is from RefSeq and is a predicted model, not a curated record. Lineage: Eukaryota; Metazoa; Mollusca; Bivalvia; Myida; Dreissenidae. Gene Ontology annotation, molecular function: cysteine-type peptidase activity; deNEDDylase activity. The transcript has 3 exons.